Messenger RNA from Syzygium oleosum, 2295 nucleotides. RefSeq lists its product as uncharacterized. The transcript has 7 exons. The record is from RefSeq and is a predicted model, not a curated record. Bases 647 to 1465 code for a protein of 272 amino acids. Gene Ontology annotation, molecular function: RNA binding. Lineage: Eukaryota; Viridiplantae; Streptophyta; Magnoliopsida; Myrtales; Myrtaceae.
AGAAGACGGCGACAAGAGAGGGUGUUUCGGUUGGCUUUGCGGUUUCUUCGUUUCUUCGCUCCCCUUCCUUGUCCAUGUCCUUUCGCUUCCACAGCUUUUCUCGUUCGUGCGUGUGCUUCUUUUCCCACGUAACAUGCCAAUUUCUCAGACAUUCCCUUCUCCCCUCCCAGCCGUCCAUCUUCUUCACCCCCACAUACCAUAACCACCAUCAAUGAAAAAGCAACAUCUCUCUCUCUCUCUCUCUCUCUCUCUCUCCUUACGCCAUCUAUGAUCGCUUAACGUUCUACUACUGUUGUCUCUCUGCUUUCAGUAUCAUUGCUUCACAACGCUCCUUUUGUCUUUCGCUCUUCCUCUUUCUUCUGUUCUGAUCGUUGCCUUCUCUUUUCAGGACAUAAAUCUUUCUCUACCGUGCGAUACGUGCCUCGUUGCUUCUUGAUCCCUUCUGUUUCGCCCUUUAUCGGCAUACCCUUUUGUCCAUUCCUCCAAAAUCACUCUGUUUUUCUCAGUGUAUGACCAUAAUAUUGCGCAAUCUGCAUUCUCUUGGCCAUAUCAGCACCUAAUUUUGUCGAAGUUUUCAUCUUUCUUGUUGUGUCUUUGCUGGGCGGUUGUUGGUUUUUCUUUUUUUCUUUUUUUCUUUUUGAAAUUCAUGGAUUAUCACCAGAGUUCGGGUUCUGGAUUUCAAUUCGCGAAUCCUGCUUUUGGAGACACCACGUACACCAAGGUUUUUGUUGGGGGUUUGGCUUGGGAGACGCAGAGCGAGACACUGAGGCAACACUUUGAGCAGUUUGGUCCGAUUCUCGAGGCGGUCGUGAUCGCUGAUAAGACCACAGGACGAUCAAAAGGAUACGGUUUUGUAACUUUCCAGGAGGCUGAGGCUGCUAGGAGAGCCUGUGCAGAUUCCACUCCGGUAAUUGAUGGCAGGCGCGCAAAUUGCAAUUUGGCUUCACUUGGACGAGCCCGCCCGCCUCCUUCUUUUGGAAACCAGAGAUCAGCAGCACCGUAUGCAGGAGGUGUGCAACCCUACCAGGGAACUUAUUCAGGGAAUUUCGGCUACCAGCAACCCGUUUACUACAGCUACCAGCAUGGAUAUACUUAUCCUGCUUAUAGAUAUUCAGCUCAUGGCCCUGAGUAUGUCUACUCGCAGGGCGUCUAUAGUCCAUACAUGGGUCAGCAAUACCUCCAGAUGUAUGGAGUUCAAGCAGCUAUUUAUCCCUACAGCCAGAUGGCUCAGAGCAUUUCCAGCAGUCGUGGGUUCAUUACCAUCCCACAGUACUCAACACCAAGCCAUCAGAUCUUGCAGCUUGGUGGCCCCAGUGCUGAUGCCAUGACAACUUCACAAAUACCCACAAUACAAUUGUAUCAUACCGGCGUAGCUACAGCUCUUGCAGCACGACCACAAAUAAUCAUUCCUAGCACACCUCCUAAGUUUAUGCAGAGUGGCAGUUCUGACGGUACAUCUGGGUGAGGGAGAAAAGAUUGGGGUUUUCUUCAUCAUGCGGAGACUAAGAGUAGUCAAGCUGCUACAUCAGUGGCAGGCUUCUGCCUUUUGCCUUCCAAAGUCUAUAAUUUCGUGUUCUUUAGGUACGAUCAGAUUCUGUCUCUCGUGUUGCUGUUUGUCAACAAAAGCAUCGCAUUUGCCAAUAAGGCUACGGUAAGCUGGAGUUCCAACUAGGAGUGUAAUCACUCAGACCAUUGGUGAUUCUCUGUGGCCACCUCUUAGAUCUUCUGUGAUUUGGUGCUAAGUGGUCGAUUGCGUCUGGGGGGAAACCUUAUUGACAUCUAUCUGUCCGAAAAGCAAACCCAUUUUUGUUCAUGCUGCUCUGCUUUGCAUUGAUUCUUCCUCCCAUUUUUCACAACCUGCAGGUGGUCAUACAUAGUUCUUAUCAGCGAGUCAAUGUCUGAACUGCUCCUGAUUUCGGAGCGGCAUGGGAGACUGUAGUGUCUCUUCCUCGUUUUUUGCCGACCCCAAACUCUUUGCUCGCGCUGGGUAUGUGUCGCGAGCAUUCAUAUUCAUUUUGGUGGGUGGUCCGUGGUCGCUGGAAGUGGUUUUCUGGUGGUAGCCAUGGAAUCUACAUGUUGGAAUCAAGAUAUGGUUCUUUUUCCUUAGGACAGUCGCAGCAUUUGGUGUGUACAUGGUACAUUGUAUAUACAUGUUUUCUGAGAAGCGUGCAUAUUUAGAACCAGGAGUUCCAAUUGGAGAUAUGAACUUUGUAAUCAGAUGAACCCGAGAAACAUAAGAUGCACAAUUGUCCUCCUUUUUUAUAGGAAUAAUAACACCGCAAGUAUCUGAAUUUU